This is a messenger RNA of Brassica napus (rape), 7913 nucleotides long. RefSeq lists its product as uncharacterized. The coding region runs from base 108 to 7775 and encodes 2555 amino acids. Gene Ontology annotation, cellular component: nucleolus. NCBI's taxonomy places the organism in Eukaryota, Viridiplantae, Streptophyta, Magnoliopsida, Brassicales, Brassicaceae. The record is from RefSeq and is a predicted model, not a curated record. Gene Ontology annotation, biological process: maturation of LSU-rRNA from tricistronic rRNA transcript (SSU-rRNA, 5.8S rRNA, LSU-rRNA); maturation of 5.8S rRNA from tricistronic rRNA transcript (SSU-rRNA, 5.8S rRNA, LSU-rRNA). The transcript has 14 exons.
UUGUUUUUUGGUCGGCGGUUUAGGGAUUUAAAACCCUACUUUCAGCUGUAACACGUCGCCGGAAUCUUUUCUCGUUCUAAACCCUAAACCCCUCUCACCUUUCAGACAUGGUGGAAGAAUCAAAAUCAGACAUUGAAGAAGAACAAGGAAUGGUGGUGAACGGAGGAGGGAAUAGUAAUCUUGAGGUGGUGAUGGCUUUUGGACCGUCCCACGAAGCUAAACUUAGGGAACUGUUGCAUAAGCUUUGCUCAGAAGAGAUUAAGCUAUGCUCCGAUGCUUCAAAAGAGUUUGUCAAGUUACUAAAAGGAGAAACCGGCGGCGAUUUGUUGCGUCUAUAUUUCCAAAAGUCACCCGAGUUCGCUGAGCUUCUAGAGGCAUGGAGGAUUCGACAUGGAAAGCAAGGACUACACUAUAUAUACUCUCUUAUCCAGACGGUUUUGAGUCAUCCAGAGGGGAAAGGUAGAUCAACUGAUAUCGGAACAGCUCUUGACCGGUUCUGUUUGUUCCUUAGUGAAAAUAAAAUGGAUGAGAUUUGCAAAGGAUUAAAUAGCAAAGAGAGUAAACAGCAGAAUGCUGCGCUUGGACUGUUGACUUCUAUGGUUAGACGUGGUCCACGCUUGGCGUCAGAGAUAGCUGGGAAGUUCGAUUUUAAGGGUUUUGCGAAACUGGCGGAGUAUAAAACGAGAGGAGGGGGUGGCAACGCGACGAGGAGGGCUUGUGUUGUGUUUGCAGUAUCAUUCCUCGAAGUUGGGAAGCCGAGGUUGUUAAGCGAUGUUUUACAGAAGAAGGAAAUGUAUUCGAAAGUCCUAAGAGGCCUUGGGAAAGACGAUGAUGAUGACGACACUGUGGCGUAUGUCCUGUCUACGUUGAAUAACAAGAUCCUCGUUGAAGAAUCAAUGGUUCUUCCUAGUCUAAGGAGUGUUCUUUUUGGGAUUGCUACUCUAGAGCAGCUAGCCAGCAUUUCAGCAAGAGAUGAUGAUGGUGGGACUGUGAAUGAGUUGGCCCAUGAUGUGCUUGUUAAAGUUUGUACAGACCCGUGUAAUGGAUUGAUGCCAGAUGAUACGAGGAAGUUGACUGGCAAUUUAGAAAGACUGCUAAUGUUCAUGAAGAAACUGCGAGCAACAGAGAUUGUUUAUCACAGGGAUUUGCUUCUAGCAAUUGUUAAGGGUAGACCGUCUUUAGCUUCAGCUUUCUUUGAAGAGUUUCCAUACAAUGUGGAAAAUUUUGCAUCACCUUCCUGGGUUUCUUCUAUUUCAUUGGCAGCAGAUUUGGUAUCUUCAGUAAGAAAUUCAUUUUCUUUUGAGUUUCUCAAUCCAGAUCAACGUUCUACACCUCCUUCAGGUGGUUCAGAAGUUCAGACUAUCAUGAAAGAAGUUCAGACCAUCAUGAAAUGUAUAUGCCCUCGACCAUUUAGCCGGUUGUUGAUCACCAGAGGGAUGCUUUGCCCUAAAUUUUUUGUGAAACAUGGGACCUUGAGAUUCCUCUCGGAGACGCUUUUGCUCUGGGAUUCGUUUGUUACGGCUUCUCAUGGCUGCUCUGAGCAAAUUCAGGCUUCUCUUGAACGGGAUGUCAUGGGUGAGGUGAGAAGCUUUUUUCCAGAUUCUCAGGUGUUAUUGACUGAGCUGAAGUCUCAGAGCGAUGCUAGUGGGAUUCAAAAGGCGUCUUUGAAGAGAAAAGCAGUGUUGGAGAGUGGAGUAGUAGGUAGAGAGAAACGCAUUAAGAGAUCUGAGAAGGAUGUUUUGGACGAAGUGGCUGGUGAUAUCGUCAUUGGUGGGGUAGGUUUGGCAGAGGAUCCUGUGGAUGCUCAGAUGUUAGAUGGAAAUGAAUAUCUUCAGAAUGUUUCAGAAAUUUGGGCUUCAGAGCGUUGUUCCAAGCCUGUUGAUUCAGCCGAAGAAGCAGAGAUGUACUUGCGCAUAAAGAUUAUGGAUGUUCUUAGAAUUUAUGUGCGUACUGUGCCUAAUGUGCUUGAAGGAUCGUUUGAUGUCUUCAUGAAAUUUCUGCCUAAUCAACGUUCUUCAUGGUUGCCAGCUGAAUUGCAAAGAGCUGUCUUGUCUUUUCUUAAUGAGUACAUCAGCUGGAAGCCAAGGUCCCAAAGCGAGAGCGUUCCUACAAGAAUGCCACCACUUAUGUACAUGCAGUUGGAAGUAUUCGUGAAUUUGUUUCUUUUCUCAUCAGACGACGACGUGAAGGAUCUAGCGUACAAUUUAGCAGUGGUAGCUAUGAGCAGCACUGGUGCUUUUGACAAAAAUCCAAGUGAAAUUGGUGCAUGGUUUCGGUUUCUACAAGGUUUUGGAAAUACUAAAGGACCUCUUAAGGUUCAGGAGGCUGUACAGAGCACGUCAGCAGUUGUUAUCUCCUUUUUAUAUGAUGCAGUUAGGACAGUUGGAAAGAAUAUGUUCAAGUACUUGGAUAUUAUCAGAAGUAGCCUGUCCCAUUUAAAAGGUGUAUCAAUUGGUUUCAGCCCCCUAAUUGUUUGUGUUCUGCAAAAGUGUGUGAAGCUACUAACUGUAUCUAAAAGCCUUACUUUCCCGGAGAAGUCAGCAAUAUCUCUGUACGUUUGCACCACGCUGAAAUAUCUUUUGCAAACUCAGGUAGAUUCCAGACCACUCUCAUGUUUGGUGGAGUCAGUUUUGUCUGAGGUGGUUGAUGAAUCUAAGGAUUCUCUAUGUGAAUGGUGGCCAUUGAGAGCGUUGCUGGUUUUCUCACAAUCUUUGUCAGACAAAAAACCUUUCAUCUUGCAUUCCAGAAGGACAAUAUGUCGACUUGCCGAUGCUUCUUUUGCUGAUACUCUUGAUGAGAUCAAAGGGCUGGUGAGACGUAGUUCUCCGGAUGAAAUUGCUGGAAUCGUUCAGUCGUUCUCUUCUGCAUUGAUAUGUGCAAGACCUGAAUCGAUUCUGGAGAAUUUUGAUUCUGUGAUGGCUAUUUCUUGGACUCUCUACGGAACAUCAUUCUCAAUCUUACAGGCGAUGGCCUUUCUAGAGGAAAACUUCGUCGGAGACCUUUCAAAGCUGUCGCCUGACUUGCUUGUGCGAGGUUCAGAACUUACUGGGUCAAGAAGUCUUCGUGAAGGAACAGUAUAUAGUGAGACUUGUUUUGAGGACCACUCAUCCAUAACUGAAGAAAUCAAAAGUAAGAUGGACGUUUGCGAUACUGAAUCUCCCGCCUUCCCUACUUUUUUAGAGCAGCUUCCCUUUCCUGAACUGCUUACCGCAAUUAAAAGCAUGGAUAUAUCUUGGUUACCAAGAGUAUCAGAGUUACUGCUGCUAAAAGUUUCGCAUCCUAAAAGUGAUAGUUUUGAAUCUGUCAAAUUAAUACUCUUCCAUCUCUACCAUAUACGAUCAUCUUACAAGGUUCAACCAGCUCCGGUACACUGUCAACUCUCUAAGAUCUGCUUACGUCUCAUGAAGCACUUGUUCUCUCAAAUAUCAGAGCUGGAACCCUCUUCAGAUAAAGUGCUUGCUCCUUCUGCAAAGUGGAAGCAUCAAGUGGCCCAGACUGUUCUCUGCCACCCAGUUGUGAUGGCACUGUUGGAGAGUCCCUUGGAUUGUGGCACAUUACCUCUAGUGCAGAAUGUUGAGAUUUUUCCAGAAACGUCGCUGGCAACGGGCAGGAUAGUUCUUAGUGAAAUAGAUCAGCACAUCCUUGAUCUAUUGGCGACUACUUGUGAGCAUUUUUUGUUUGAUGAGACACACAUUGUGCAGAAAGGGGAGCUCAGGGACCACAAGUCAAUUGUGGCUUUUAAAACCUUGGUUGAAACGCUUCUCUUGGAAUUCAGAGGCAAGUUGGAGCUUUGUGUUGGUACUCAAAGUUACGCGCCGCUUCUACAACCAUCACAAGUAAUUCAUGCUUUGUUGAGGUUUAUAUCACCUUUUAAACUUUUAAAUCUUGCUCGUUCCAUGCUGGUUGAUGUGGAAGAAUUGGCAAGCCCAAAUUUGAGUAAGAUUGUCAGUUUGGGACUGGAUAUUGCUGGCGGGGCUUUCGAAAUGCUUACAUUGUAUUCACAGCAGACGGCUGCUAAGAGAAAGAUAUAUGAUCUGUUGUGGGAUUUAGAAGAAAAGAAUUAUGACAGUAACCUCCUUGAGGAAGUCUAUAGCCUAGCAUGCAGGUUUUCUACCUCUUUUGGUUUGGUUUCGGCAGACACGUGUUUGCUUAAAGUUGGGGGUGCCAUUUUCAGGGGGAAACAUAAUCAGCAUAGUAGUGCUCACCUGUUGACCGUGAUAAUCUCACAGAUUGUUGGUAGAACCCCUGAAGACUUGAUUAUCCAUUGCAUUAACCAGGCAAGCAUGACCAGAGCCAAGAUAUUGUUUUAUUUUGUGGAGUCCAGUCCCUUGCAUCGGUCAGUCUUUGGACACUUUUUCUAUAGUAUGCUCAGUAAGCAACAGGGCGACUCUGCGCUUACUGAUGAUCAGUUUAUCAUGCUUCUGCCUGCUGUGCUAUCGUAUCUUUCACCAAUUUUUGCUAAACCCGAGAAGCCGUGGAGUAGAUGUUUGGAUAUAACUUCAGUUUAUUCAAAUAUACUAAUAAAUGGUUUUCUACAGUGGCCGAAGUUUUCUUCUGGGUGCAUCUUUGACGAGAAAUAUGAAGAGAUUCUUCUGUCGACGACUGAGGAUAUCGACACUAUGUUUAAGGCGAGUCUUCUUGGGAAGGCAGUGCGUAUGUUUCAGGAUCACUUCGCCUGGACUGAAAGUCCAACUAAAAGAGAAGAUCUCUUAAAGGUAUUCCAGUCCAUGUUUCCUCACACUAGUGCUGGCAAAGAGAUGUUGGAUUGCAGAAUAAAAGAAGUGGACGUUCAGUCAGUAGACUGUAUGUUUAAUGUUGCCAUCCGUGAAGUUGCCAAAGUCGAACUCUCAAGGAUCUGUUUGUUUCCUGCGUCUAGCAAUCACAAACGUCAAGCAGGUAGUUGUGUGAAGAAAAGUUCCUCAGAAAUGGGAUCCAACAAUGAGAGUUUAUUCACGCCGUUAUUGAGUUACUUAGUUGAUAGGUGGCAAUGUGUUGUCAAGAGAUUUGAUGGUUCUUUUAAAGGGAAUGCCGAGAGGAAACAAGACAAAUGUGGGUUGCUGUGCAAAAGUCUUGAAAACUUCAUUCUGAGAAAUAUUCUCAAGUUUUUGGAAGACAUGUGCGAGGAGCUUGUUCACUUGGAUUCCCUUCCUUUCCUGGAGGGACUGAUGAAGUCUGUUCUUCUGUACAGAUUUGAUGACUCGAGGACAUUGAAGAUACUGAGGGAAAUUUUCUCCUUAUUGUCUAGAGGAAAGUACUCAUAUGCACCAUAUAUACAACUCCUAAUAUCUCACUCUCAGUUUACACCGACUAUCAGUUCUCUAUCAUCCUCACACACUGGUGAAUUGUUUAGGCCUAUCUCCAGCAUUUUAAAACAUCUUAUCAUCCCAAGUCCAGAUUCUGUCAGAGUUGGAAGUUGUAGUCUCCAAGCACCUGACUAUAUGAAGCAGUUGGAGAUUGUCAAAAUUCUCAGAGUGCUGCUCUCCAAAUGUGGGAAAGACUCAGGAAUCAUUCUGAAAGAACUACACUUUCUUCUUUUGUGUUCUUAUGGUGCAACUCUAAGCGAAAUCGACAUAGAGCUCUACAGGCUGAUACGUGAUAUCGAGUUAGUUGAUGAGGAACACACGCUAGAUGUUUCUGAAACAGGUUAUUUGUGGGGUAAAGCUGCCUUGAAAAUGAGAGAGGGACUGCGUCUCUCUCAGGAUGCAUCUGAUGGUGGCGAAGAUGAUUUAGUGGAAGAUCUCCGAUUGAGACUUUUUAAAGAGAAUCUUUGUGUUGAUCCCAAAAUAUGUGCUCUAACUGUUUUAUAUUUUCCUGAUCAACGAAGCGCUGAUGAUCCAGUAAGCGAGGAAUUCUCACCUAUAGUUGAGGACAUUGAACGAUAUGAUCCGGCUUUCAUCCUGCGAUUCUCAAUGCAUUCAUUGUCCGUGGGAUAUAUUGAACCUUUGGAAUUCGCCAGUUUAGGCUUGCUUGCAGUUGCAUUUGCGAGCAUGUCUUCAGCAGAUCUUGGGAUGAGAAAAUUGGCCUAUGACACUCUUAUGAUGUUUCUGGACGUUCUUGAGAGUUGCACGAGGAAUAAGCAAGUAAAGUGGAUUAGGCUUCUGCUGCUGUGUCUGAAAAAUGGAGUUGAGGAACCAUGGCAAAGAAUCCCAACUGUUUCUGCUGUUUUUGCCGCUGAGGCAUCUCUUAUAUUAUUGAAUUCUUCUCACGAACAUUAUGUUCCCAUUAAAAAACUGUUGAAGAGCUCACCUUCACUGAAUCUCAGGGGAAUACCUUUAUUUCAUGAAUUUUUGUGGAGCAGUGCAUUUAACUUUAAAUCACAGAGGCUUUGGGAACUUCGCCUAGUUUGCGUGGGCUUGAAAUCAGAUGACGAUGCUAAGCUCUACACUAGAAACUCCAUCCUUGAGGAUAUGAUGAGUUUUUUCUCAACUCCUCUUGCUGAUGAUGAAACUAAAGGACUAAUCCUUCAGGUUGUGAGGAAGUCAGUCAAAUUCCAGGCCAGACAUCUAGUUCAAAAUUGUGGUCUGUUUUCAUGGUGUUCAUCACUUAUCUCAAUGUUUACUACAAAGCCCAUUGGAGACGAAGAUUUUCACCUGGUGAUUGUCUUGAAUGUUAUAACUGAUGUUCUGGCAUCCAGAAGCGUUACACAGUGGUUGCAAGGGGAAGAGAUGAGAGGAGGGCCCUAUGGAGAAUGUGGUCAGAAAUCCACAACAGAGUCCGACCACAACAACAACCGAAUUGAUCAUCCAUUUCCCCUAGAAGGGCUAGUGGAAAUCUCAUCGCGUUUAUGCAGACUUUUGGUUGGUGGAUUGGUUUCAAUACAAGAAAAUACUACUUUGGUUGAUUUGAUUCUGCAGAUACUGUCUGCUACUCUAAAGAUAUCACAGAAAGUACGAAAAAUAUACCAGCCACAUUUCACCAUCACUAUCGGUGGGAUACUACAACUCUUUGAGGCUGUUGCUAACUGCGAUUCUCCUCAAGUCGAAGCUAGUGCAGAGCGUGGGCUUGAAACUAUAUUAAUGAGCACCCCGCCAUUUGAACUUAUAUGCAUGGACAUAGACAAGCUGAGAAUGUUUCUUUUGUGGGGAACAUCGACAGCAUUGAAGAGUGACCUUAGAAAGGGAUCUAAUCCAAGUGAGUCUCGUCAAGAUACUAAAACACUCACUAAAGAACCACAAGAGGAGAGUAUGGUAGCAAAGUUUCUACGUUGGCUGUGUGCUUCUGUGAUUCUUGGGAAGCUUUAUUCUAAGGCUAACGAUUCGGACCCGUCGGUCUUAAGUAAAACAAAGCCAGAAACUUUGCUGACAUUGUUAGACUACUUAAAGACAAGGAAUCUAGAAGGUAGCGAGACAAAGUCCGAACACAUAAUAGGGGAAGCAAUCGUACACCUCCAACAGCUUUUGUCUACAAACUACAGCGUCCUUCCCUCUGUUGUAUGUGCACUUUCUUCCAUGCUUCUUCGUAAUGGCCUCGAAAUUGCAGGUUCAGAGUCUGGUUGCGAUUACAAGCUCAUCGAAUCUCUGUGUUGUGGAAUAAGCAGUCCUCCCGAGGCUACACCAGACUGGAGAUGGUCUUAUUAUCAAGCAUGGAAGGAUCUUUCAUCCGAACCGGCCACAGAUCUGCAAAAUAUCGAUGAACGUCAUGCAUGCCAACACCUUCUGCUGAUAUUCUCUGAUAUGCUUAGAGUAGAGCCGGGGAAAUCUCAAAUGGUGUUGCUUCAUAAAAGUUUUGACAUGUCUAGUGUAUUUGAUUGGGAAAGAGGUUUAGUUGAGACCUAGUCAUUUUGUUCUAUCAUCCAAAUCAAUCAGUUUUGCUUUAUCAAUUAUCAGUGACAUAAGUUAUUGAUUGACACAUGUGAACAAUUGUCAAGUUUUGUUGUAUCAAUGAUAAUUGUUACCAAGUGAUUUCCAUAUAAA